This is a messenger RNA of Didymodactylos carnosus, 476 nucleotides long. Lineage: Eukaryota; Metazoa; Rotifera; Eurotatoria; Philodinida; Philodinidae. The record is from the annotation of a GenBank genome assembly.
GGUCUACAAGGAGACCAAUAUGUCUUCCGGAAAACGUCACCAUAGUUGUAUCGGAACGAAUGUAUGUGGAACGAACGUUAUUCAUACAUUCAUUCCGAUACAACUAUGGUGACGUUUUCUGGAAGACAUAUUGGUCUCCUUGUAGACCAUUUAAAAUUCUCGAUCGUGUCGUUUGCUUCAAUAACAGAUCGAUCAUAGAACCUGAGGAUGCACGAACUGUGGACCUUCCAACAUCGACCACAACUGGUAUUCCCGAUCAGAUAGAUAAUGUUCCGAGACUUUUAGACGAGGUAAUCUUAAAACAAAAUAAUAGAAAACAGCAGGAGCUAGCAAAAAUUUCUCAAUGGAAUGAAGGUUUAACUCAAACCGUCACUGCACAAGCAUACAUCGGUCUAUUUUACGCGUGGCCAAAUCACAAAGCAAACUGUGAACGUGUGUAUCCUACAUGGAAACUGCGCAAAAUAGCCAAAGUGUGA